Molecule: messenger RNA, 819 nt
Organism: Loa loa (African eye worm)
Lineage: Eukaryota; Metazoa; Nematoda; Chromadorea; Rhabditida; Onchocercidae
Exons: 4
Coding region: 55-819 (254 amino acids)
Source: RefSeq, a predicted model, not a curated record
UUCCAGGAAUAAAUUUCUCUGUGUGCAAUAUAGCUUUUUAUAUUAUCCAAUGAUAUGAUUUCUGUGAUGAACGGUAUCAAUAAUCCGGCAUCGUUCGGCUUCUCCGGAAGUUUCAUGGAUAAACCGUUUUAUCAGAAAUUUGCUACUGCUAACGUUACAACACCAGCUUCUGUAGCUGUAGUUGUAACCACAGCUGCUGCGACAGCUGCAUCAUCUUCAGGAUCAAGCGCAACAAACGAAAACGACAGGACCAGUACUCCACCUGCACUUGCAACCAGUUCGUCGUCUGCUGCUUCAUCGUCGCAAGUGAUGAAUGUAAUGAGUAGCUUACCCGGUACGCAUCAUGCCCAUGCCGGACACUCACAGCAUUAUCCAUAUAGUUAUGAUUGGACAUCACCGCAUCAAGCUGCCGCUGCUGCUCAAGCUGCACAUCUCUCUGCGCAACAAGCUGUUGUACAGCAAGCCGCUGCUGUUGCUGCCAAUGUUGCUUCUGUUUCUUCCGCUUCCGUAUCAUGUGUGCCAUCGUUAGGUUCCUCAGGAAUAGCAUCACCAAAUGCUGUCGCCAAAGCCGCUUUCCUUUCACCAUCUACUGCUACCGGCAAGUUUACAUACUUUCAUUUCAUCCAAAUUUUCAAAUGUUUCGAUAUGAUGAAUCCGAUGUGUCAGGCAGAUUUUUACGGGUCUAAUUUUCAUGCAGCUCACGCAGCGGCUGUAGCCACUGGACAUACAUGGGCAUACGGUUAUCCGCAACAGUAUCCUUUUGGAGCACAUCCAUAUCCAGGAAGUAUGGUAGCCGAUAUGACUGGUUUAGCAGGUUAG